UGACUGCUCUGCACACGAGACCGAGCGAGAGCAGAGAACAGACCCCCUCCCCACCCUCCGCCAGACCACUCAUGCUGACGGACACACCGCCCGAAAAAGCCUCCUCACCUCUGCGGACGUCGGACUGUGCGGCUGUGACAGGAUGGACCUUCUAGACAGCGGCUACCUGGACGCGCGCUCGCCCUACGACAACACUUUCAAUUUCUGGAACGACUACCUCGGGCUGUCGACACUGGUCGCCAAAAACAAGAUCAACAGCGCGUCCUGCGGACCCAACUCCAUCACGGAGUCCCUGAAAGCGACGCUGGGCUUGGAGGACGACUCGCCGGUGUGCUCCUGCGUAAUCGGGCACGGCGACGCACACCUGGACUGCUGCUGCGCGGCCCCGGGCUCCCCGCCGAUCUCCAUCUACGACCUGAGGGAGCGCAUCGCGCUGCUGAGGCCCUACGAGCACCUGGCCGGCGACUCGCCGCCGGGAGGCAGAGACUCGCCCCCUUACAGGGGCAGCUUCGCCGGCCUCGACCUGCUCUCCGCGGACCGGAGGCGCAAACUGACCCAGAGGGGCAAGCCGGAGCCGAAGGUGUGCGUCUUCUGUCGGAAUAACGGCGCGCCGGAGGAGGUUUACGGCACCCACAUCCUGAAGACGGCGGACGGCAGGGUGCUGUGCCCCAUCCUGCGCGCGUACACCUGCCCGCUGUGCAGCGCCAACGGCGACAACGCGCACACCAUCAAGUACUGCCCGCUGUCCAGAGAGCAGCCGGGCCAGAGAGCGGCGAAGGGCGGCCGCGCGACGGGCAAACGGAUGAAAGUCUUCUGAGGCAGAAGAGGCGAAGGGAGUUUGAGUUGCACUGUAAAUGACUUGUGUGUAUGGCCGUGAUUUUGCCCCCACGACCCGCUCUCCAUGGCAUGCACUAGAAAAGUCUGGUGCAAAAGAUGUUCCUCUAUUUUCUUGGUCGCCGCUUCAUUUGUAAUGUUUUUCUCUCUUUGGGCACAUAGUUUACUUGGAUGCAUUGCGCGCGCCCCCCCCAUCCAGCACUCUUAAAGACUUGGUGAAAAUGAACCAAAGUACUGUACAGAUCGACCUGUGAAUGACCACCUUCAUGCUGCGAUCAGAAGCACAGUGCGCGUGCAUGUCCGCGCGCUGCUCUGGGUUUAUUAUGAUGAGAUGCCAACAUGAAUAUGCAGCACUCCUGAUAUGAGAUAUGAAUGUCAAGUCCCCUUUGUCGGCCGUUCAAGAUGUACUUCUUUAUAUCGAGCACACUUUUUUUCUUCCUGCAGAUAAAUGUUUUCUACCAAAGGAAUACACUUUUGUAUUGAAACCUAAAGGGUCACGUCUGUAUAUUGUUUAUAUGUUGUAUCACGUCUUAUAUUCAUGAUGUGAUUUCAUGUGGAUAGUUUUUUGCAAAUUACACCUGAAUGUAAAAGGAAGAUCUCUCUUCAAGUAGCUCCAAGCUCUAUUAUUUCAGUUCCCUGUUCAAAAACAAAGAUGCUGAAUAGAUUUUUUUUUCAAGUGGAAUUGUAUUUCUGCAACUCUUGUAAAUGUAAUUGAGGGGUGAAACAUUUUAGCAAUGCAAAGCCUGACAUUCCAAAGUCUCUAUCUGUUAAUAGAAAGGUUUUAUGUACUUUUAUUUUUACUUUAUGUAUAUUCGCUGUAAAUGACUCUGAAUAAACGUGUAAUUUGCAUUUUUCUUGA
Gasterosteus aculeatus aculeatus (three-spined stickleback) is the source of this 1693-nucleotide messenger RNA. RefSeq names its product nanos homolog 1. Gene Ontology annotation, molecular function: zinc ion binding; RNA binding. Lineage: Eukaryota; Metazoa; Chordata; Actinopteri; Perciformes; Gasterosteidae. The record is from RefSeq and is a predicted model, not a curated record.